Molecule: messenger RNA, 450 nt
Organism: Didymodactylos carnosus
Lineage: Eukaryota; Metazoa; Rotifera; Eurotatoria; Philodinida; Philodinidae
Source: the annotation of a GenBank genome assembly
AUGGAUCAAAGUGAAUUUUCAUUUCGUGGUAAAUUAUUGAGUAUAUUAGACCAAUUGAGCUAUGAUGACUGUCGUCGUCUGAAAUUUUUAUUCGGUCCAGAUAUACCACGUUAUUUACUUGAUGAUCCAUCAAUUAUCGGUACAUUAGAUGUUUUUCAAACUCUGAUUGAUCGCGCAAAAAUCUCACAAAAAGAUUUUACAUAUCUGAUUAAAGCAUUUGAAGUUAUAAAACGUUUUGAUGCAGCUGAUUAUUUGAAAGAACAUCCCUAUUCAUAUUUACCAACUAAUACAAAUACACUAAUAACACCGUACCACCGACCUCCUUCACUUGUAGAUGAACUUAUAUGUGUCUAUGCCGAAGACGAUAAAAUUCCUUUGCAAUCCGCAAAUCGCACAAUGGACUACGGUAUUACAUUUAGUGUACUUCCGGAGUAUACCAAGGAGCUCUAG